ACGAGGUUUCAAUAGAAGUUAUACUAAUUGGACCAUAUCCAUUAGGAAAGCGGGGGGUAGAUGAUAUCGAGGGUAAUAAUUUCGAUGAUUAUCCAUUGGACUUGCUUAACGAAGCACAGGAGGAAUUUCUUAAUGAUCCUGAGAAAUUCGAUAAUUUUCUUAGUGAUGCUGAUAAACCUCUGUUCGAUGGUUGUAAAAAAUUAAGAUUACCAACAAUGGUAAAGUUUUACAACAUAAAAGCAGAAAAUGGAGUGAGUGAUAAAUGUUUUACUCAAUUUUUAGCUGCUUUUAAAGAUAUCUUACCAUUUGCCAACUGCUUCCCGGAAUCUACUUAUGAAGUGAAAAAAACGUUAAAUUCUAUAGGAUUAAAGUAUGAAAAAAUUCAUGCAUGUCCGAACGAUUGCAUUUUAUAUCGUAAGGAAUAUGCAGACAUGAAUUAUUGCCCGACUUGCGGUUUAUCCCGCCAUAAAGUAAACAAGAGUAAGGAGAAUAGGAAACUUAUCCCCCAAAAAGUGAUGUGGUACAUGCCUUUGAUUCCGCGACUGAAACGAUUAUAUCGUAGUGCAGAACAUUCUGAAAAUUUGAUUAGGCAUGAGACCAAGAGAGUGAAAGAUGGAAAACUUAGACAUCCUGCAGAUUCCCAAGCUUGGAAAAAAGUAAACUACAUAAAUCCUGAAUUCAAAUCUGAACCAAGACACAUUCGUCUCGGUCUGUCUGCGGAUGGAGUAAAUCCACAUAGAUCUCUAAGUAGUCGUCAUAGUUCAUGGCCUGUCUUCCUAGUUAUGUACAAUCUUCCUCCCUCGUUAGUGAUGAAGAGAAAAUUUAACAUGCUUUCUUUAAUGAUAUCAGGCCCGCAACAACCUGGACAUAAUAUCGAUGUAUAUUUGGAACCAUUGAUUGACGAUUUAAUAGAAUUGUAUGAGAACGGGGUUCAGGUCUAUGAUGGUUUUAAAAAAGAAUUUUUUAAUCUGAAAGCUGUGUUGUUGUGGAUUGUCAGUGAUUUCCCUGCUUAUAGUAAUUUAUCAGGCUUAAGCACAAAAGGUUACGAAGGUUGUCCGAUUUGUUGCACUAACACAUCGGCUCGUCGCUUGGCAAAUGGACACAAGAUGUGUUAUAUGGGUCACAGACGGUACUUGCCUGCAAAUCAUCCUGAUAGACGGAAGAAGAAAGCAUUCGAUGGUACUGAAGAGGGUGAUAUGGCUCCUUUGCCACUGUCUGGGGAACAAAUUCUCCAACAAGUUCAACUUGUAGAUUUUAAGUAUGGAAAGACGCAAAAAAAUAAAAAAACUAAUGGUUGUUUGGUGCAAAUUUGUUGAAAGUCGAAUAACUCCUGAAUUUCUGGUACGCUAAUUAUAUUAACACUAAGAUAAACUCUUAAAUACAAGUACAUGUAUCUAAUGUAUUUUUUUGGCAUUGUAGGAAUUGAGUAAGGUGCAACGUGAACGUUCCUCAAAAAUUCAAUCCAGACAUCGAAGUGGUCGGAGUGGAAUGGUGAACGUACGGGAAGCUGUGGUAAGUAAUACUUAAAAUUUAAUGUGCUAUAAUGUGCUAUACAAUUUAAUUGGUACUCAUUUCAUUGUUAUAACGUUAUGUAGAAAAAGGACGUCAAAGUUGCAGAUCCCCCCCGCCACCGUGUUUGGAUUAAAUCUCGCACCAAGAGUAGAAAACUUGUCACUGAUUACGACAAGGAAAUUGCAGAGAAGAUAGCUCAAUUAGAGGAGAAGCUUAGUCAGGGACAAAUUCAGGUCCAGGGCCAAAACGAUAUCCUCACGCAGGCGCUCGGGACACCAGAGCAUCCUGGACGUGUCAGGGCUGCUGGGUAUGCUAUUACUUCAAAUGUUAUUUAUUUAGUUACACAAAUGAAAUCGUUGCUAAUUUGCAUUUUAUGAUUUGUAGGUUCCUGACCAGGGCAUCUCAACUGUUCGGUAGGAAGAAAAGGGAAGUGUCUGAUGUUGUGGCUCGGCAAGCGAAGGAGAUUGAAAAAUUAAAAGCCGAAGUCCAAUCCCUUAAGCAGCAGAGGAACGCUGCCGAACAAGAGGAAGAAGGAAAGGUGGCUGGUGAGGCGUAUGUUCCACAAUCAUACGCUCCUCAGGAUGAGGUACAACCACAAAUUUAUGCUGAGGAGUUUAUUUCCCUCAACGACCAAGGUAUCCUAUACAAUUUUGAUGACCAUGCGGCCCUUAAUCAGCAAGUACAUCUCUGCUCUGACAACAUCGACAAUAUUGUGGCCGGAGGGUAUUUGUA
Molecule: messenger RNA, 2244 nt
Organism: Cannabis sativa
Lineage: Eukaryota; Viridiplantae; Streptophyta; Magnoliopsida; Rosales; Cannabaceae
Exons: 2
Coding region: 216-1316 (366 amino acids)
Source: RefSeq, a predicted model, not a curated record